AUGAGCAAGAAUAACAAUAGCUGUAGAAAACUUAACAGCAAUAUUGCAAGGUCUACCUCCCUAGAUAAUUUGAAUUACAAAAAGAUAGCUGUGUCGCCACCUAAAUUUCGAGAUGAUACCGUUACAGCUGAUAGUUUAAAUGGUGGUACUUCAAAGAUAGAUACGAAACAAUGGGAUAAUCCUUUGCUACGUGAUUUGGAUAACAUACUAAGAAAUAAACUGAAGAUAAAUCCAGAGAGUCCUGUAAUUAGUAGAAAUAAUUCAUUGAAAAAUUUAAGAUCUGUAAGUGACCCUAAAAAACACGCAUUUAUGAAAGAAUUGGGUCUUGAUGGUGAUAUUACCACAGUAAAUCAAGUACCAUUUGGCCCAAGAGAUGGAUCAGAUGAUUCUUCGAGUAGUGACUCUUCUGAUGAAGAAACAGGAAUUGAAGAUGACGAUGAGGAGGAAUUUGUAAAUGUUGAUGAAAUUGAUGGUCCUAUUGGAAAUCACCUACCUGACAAAAGAGCUAAUAUCGAUAUGAACAAAGGUGACAAUAUUGAUUAUAAUCUUUCUGCUAACCAAGAUUUUCAAAAGAGUAUAGACAAAAGAGUUGCAGAGUUAGAUAGUGGAUUAUCUGCAGAAAAACAACCUCAAUUGAAGAUUGAUUGGGAAUUUAAAACCAAUUACGGAUUGGAACAUGAACUUGGUGAUUGGUUCUCAAUAGCAGAUUAUAAUCACCUACCUUCACUUAUUUCUAGUUUUAAGAAGUAUGUUAAUAAUAAGGACAAAUUUAUUAUGGACGAUGAUUAUGCUGAAUCUAUCAUAAAAACAUUAACUGAUGAUCUAUCAGUAGAUUUGCAAUCAAAUCUAUUAACGUUAUGUUACAUUUCACUUGGAAAUUUCCAACAAUCCAAUUCCAAGGACGACCAAGUUAGUUUAAUACGACGUAAUAAUACCAUAAUGUUUGAUUAUCUAAAAGAAAUUAUAAACGCAUUUAAAGAUGUUGCAACAUUAUGUCGUGAUGAGAAUAAAAACUUAAAAAAAAAUACUACACUAUUGUUUUAUGCAUGCAAUAUUUUAUUCACACUGAUUAAUGUCGCUGUUGAGACAAGAGAAGAAAAUUAUGUUGCUGUAAGUAAAUUAAUCCAAAUAUUUGAAGAUGAGAAGCUAUUACAAUAUUUGACUCAAUACAUAGAACAUUGGCGUUGGAAUAGUCGUUUAUCCAUGAGAAUAAGAAAUAUUAUUUCAUUAUUAUUUAGUUUGUUAUUAUUACAAUUUGGAAAUAUUGACACUUAUAAGAAAACGAAGAAAAGUUUAUACAAGUAUCAUGGUAUUGAAAGGAAAGAAAAAUCAUAUCAGACUCUAUCAGUUUCGCCUCUGCAUUUUCAGGCAUUCCAGGAUGACAUUACAGCAAGAUUUCCAACCUUUGAUAUGAGUAAUUCUAAGUUACCCCAAUCAAUUGAUAAUACAAAUUCCUUAUCUCAGUUCCUCGAAAUACCCAGAUCAAAGGCGAAGAGUUCUUUGAAUUCCACUCUUCCUGCACCUGGUAAACAUCUGGCAACUCCUGCACCUUCGCCACCUAUGUCACCAAUCUUAAUUCCAUAUAAUGAUGGAAUAAAAACAAGGAAAUCCUUUCAGACAAAUAUGGCAUACCCGUAUUUAUAUCCUAGUGAUGAAGAAAAUGACAAUGAAUUAUCUAUCAAGAUAUCAAAUGGUAUGCAAUCUAAAAAUGGAAGAGAUGGAGACGUUUUUAUACCACAUAGUGUCGAAGAAGCUGCUGAAAUCUUAAAAAAGAACUUGGAUAUAAAAUUGAGCAUUAUGCAAUUAUGGAACGAAAGAGAUUUCUUUAUGGCUACUGAGCGUGGUUGGGAACGAGACGAUAUUUCAAAAAAAUAUGAUUACUCUAGGCUUUUAAACCUUGAUAGUUUAGAGGAAAUUAAUAUAAUGAAAAGGAUUGAUACGUAUUAUAAGGACAGUUUUGCCAGUUUUAAUUCUCUCAUAUUCGUAUUAUGCCAAAUUAUGGAAUCUAAUUUGAAUAAUGUAGAAUACAGAGAGGAAGAUCUUCCUGAAGGAGUGACAAUGGAGACCAUGAUGUCCCAGUUAGAAAUAGUAAAAGCAAAAGAAUUAUCCUUAAGAUCUUCAGUAGGAAUUUUUUAUAUACUUUUGAAAUGGUUUAAGCUAAAUCAUAUUUUGAAGUUCGAACAAUUUUCUGCCCUCUUGUAUGACUCUGGUUAUAUUAAUACGUGUUCCGCAGUUUUAGGCAAAUACUCUUUGGUUUAUGCCGAUAAAGCAUAUAAUAAGACUCUGAAAUCUCCAAAUACUUUAUGGAAUUUGUGCUCCAAGUUUAAUCCAAUAUACUCAAAAUCAUUACUCGAACAAGAGCCAGAAAAAAAAGAUAUCAAUAUAACAUUAUUGACUACAGUAACAUAUAUAUUAAGGGUAUUAAGAAAAGUUACUGGUGAUAAGACACAUCGUUUGAAAUCUUUACCACUUUCUGUCGGGACAUUGUUUAAACAAUAUUAUUCUGUUUUUAAUUUGGAUGUUUAUCAUCCAAUGCUCCGUAUAAUUAGAGAACUUACUCCAUUUAAAAACAAGAGAUGGAAGUCGGAACAUAUGGAUUUGAUAUCAGGCGUGUUUCUUUAUGAGAGGUUGGAGUUAAUUGAUAACUGGGUUACUGGUAAAGAUAUAUCCGGUGAAUUGAUGGAUGCAUAUGGACAAGAGGUGGCCCUUAGGGCAUUGGUUCAGUUCUAUAAUUUUGAACAUUACCAAAAGUCGUUAGAGGAAUUAGGAUAUAUGAAACGAACGGUAUCACAUUCAAAUUUACUAUACAAGGAUUCGGAAUAUAAUGAUAUGUAA
Molecule: messenger RNA, 2835 nt
Organism: Maudiozyma barnettii
Lineage: Eukaryota; Fungi; Ascomycota; Saccharomycetes; Saccharomycetales; Saccharomycetaceae
Gene: FAR11
Product: Far11p
Exons: 1
Coding region: 1-2835 (944 amino acids)
Biological process (GO): cytoskeleton organization
Cellular component (GO): cytosol
Source: RefSeq, a predicted model, not a curated record